Molecule: messenger RNA, 1244 nt
Organism: Medioppia subpectinata
Lineage: Eukaryota; Metazoa; Arthropoda; Arachnida; Sarcoptiformes; Oppiidae
Source: the annotation of a GenBank genome assembly
AUGUCCUCAUAUGUGUGGACAAUAACGCCAUGAGAUUACAGGCCAUUAAUGACAACAAAACGGCUUUCAUUCAAAUACAGUUUGAUAUGAAUUUCUUCUCGUCCUUUGAAUGCGUUGUCGACACGAAAUGCAAACUACUUUUGAAAUCACUCAUUCUUGUGUUUCGUGUCGUAAAUCUGGACAAAACAGUGGAAAACUGUACUAUUAUUAUGGAUGAAACGAUGCCGAGAGUGGUGUUUGAUAUGAAGUGCUUAAACGGUGUGAGCCGUGAAUACUUUGUGCCGUAUAUGGAGUCCUCGAAUUUGCAGUACAAUUCAAUUAUCAAUUCAAUGAACCCCUCAUUUAAAGUGCAGUCAAAACAAUUGUCCGAAUGUUUGCAUAACUUCUCCAAUGAGACAAAAGACGUGACCCUUUGGUUAAAAGCACAACAAAUUCUGUUUAAAAGUUAUUUCGAUGACAUCGAAGAGCAGAAUAUCAUGACAUCAUUUGAAUACAAUUCAAGACAUUUCCAAAACUAUUGUGUCAAUCAAGAUAUAACUGUCACUUUCGAUGUCAAAGACCUUAGGACAUUUUUGGAUUUCACAUCACUUCGAGACCAAACCAUUGAGUGUUACUUUCAGGCGUCGGGAAAGCCAAUUGAGUUUGCAAUGAAGUCAAACGAUUAUUAUUUGGCAAAACUUACAUUAGCCACACAUGACUUUCCCGACGGCUUAACACCAGUUCCUCCGUCUAUGAAUAGGACAGUCGCCCAGUCGUCACAUCAGAGCCCAAGUCUAUUGGGCACUGGAGUUCUCACCGAAGAGAAUGGGAGUCCAAUCAAUUCAAUGCCGACCACUUCUAUUCACAUGACGUCCAGUGAGGGCUCAGCGCUUCCCAACUCUAUUCGUAACACUUUCACCACAAAUAGAAGUAAUGGACAGAAUCUAAAUGCGGCGAACAUUGAAAAUCCUGUGAUUGAACCAAACGAAGGAGAGUUUGAUGAGGAAGAGGACGACAUAUUUGAGCAAAUCCUAUCGCAAAUGCCUCAGUUUGCGAGCGGCAAUUCCGAGGCCCGAACCCCCGCCGCCUUUCCUCUCUCCGGUGUGAACACUGUGUCCCAAAUCAAUCGAUAUCAGAGAAGUGUUGUGUUUGGAGCGGACGACGACGACGGGCCGGUUGUCAUAUACGGCGGCAGUCAACCUCUGCCGAGUCAGGACGCCUUCGCUGAAGAAUCAGAUCCAGAAGACAAUCAAUAUCCGCAUUGA